This is a messenger RNA of Pleuronectes platessa (European plaice), 2310 nucleotides long. It is a transcript of the gene gss, whose product is annotated as glutathione synthetase. Lineage: Eukaryota; Metazoa; Chordata; Actinopteri; Pleuronectiformes; Pleuronectidae. The transcript has 13 exons. Gene Ontology annotation, cellular component: cytosol. The coding region runs from base 230 to 1657 and encodes 475 amino acids. Gene Ontology annotation, biological process: glutathione biosynthetic process. Gene Ontology annotation, molecular function: glutathione synthase activity; glutathione binding; ATP binding. The record is from RefSeq and is a predicted model, not a curated record.
GACCAAUCAGUGGUGGCCAGCGCCAGGAAGUACACCAUCUCCGGCUGGUCUGUAUGGGUCUGUCCCUCACAGGUGGCUUCCUGGCUCCGAGUCCGUCCACUUCUUGACGGUCCGUCUGACAGCGUCACUGCAGAAAGACGAGCGAGUUGACAGCAGAGUGACCCUGUGCUUCAGAACCGGACACACCACUCUGACCGAGGAGACCCGGAAGCCCGAAAGGUGAAUCAGAAUGGCUCAGGGGAUACCAGAUGAGGUGAUGAUGAAUACUGCACUUAUAAAAGACUUGGCAGAAGUGGCCAGAGAUGCAGCACUCCAGCAGGGUGUCCUAAUGAGGAUCAAAGAGACUCCCAACUCAUCUGAGUUGGUGACUUACACUUCAUUCACACUCUUCCCCACGCCUGUGCCUAAAGCUGUGUUCCACCAGGCUCUGGCAGUGCAAACUCACUACAACAACCUGGUGGACAGGAUCAGCCAGGAUCCAGACUUUCUGCAGGAAGCUCUUGCUAGCACCAUCGCAGUGGAUGACUUCACAGCGAGGUUGUUCAAGAUCCAUCAACAGAUCCUGAAAGAAGGAAGGUCUCAAUCUAUUGUGUUGGGUCUCAAUCGCUCUGAUUACAUGCUGGACCAGAGCGAGGACGGGACGUCAUCUCUAAAACAGAUAGAGAUCAACACCUUUGCUGCUAGUUUUGGAGGUCUCUCAUCACGCACGCCAGAUUUACAUCGACAAAUACUUAAGGUAGCCGGCCGCCUGGAGGAGAGUGAACGCAUCCUCGACAAUAAUCCUGCUGCUGGUCUGGCUGGAGCAAUUGCUAAAGCCUGGGAGCUGUAUGCAUCAGAGGGAGCCAUCGUCAUGUUCUUGGUGGAAGACACCCAAAGAAACAUCUUUGACCAGCGAUGUAUUGAGUAUGAACUGUGGAAGAAAAACAUUCCCACAAGAAGAAAGCGGUUUGACGAUGUUUGUAAAACAGGAUCACUUCAGGACAAGAAGCUUUUUGUUGAUGGCCUGGAGGUUGCAGUGGUGUACUUCAGGAAUGGCUACAUGCCUCAGAACUACGUUUCUGAACAGUACUGGGAUGCUCGUCUUCUGAUUGAGCGCUCCCUGGCUGUGAAGUGUCCGGACAUCGGCACCCACCUGGCUGGAACCAAGAAGGUCCAGCAGGUGCUCGCACAGCCUGGAGUUCUGAAGAAGUUCUUCCCCGACCAGCCUCAGGUAGUGGAGCAGAUCAGAGCAACUUUCGCUGGCCUCUACACUUUAGACAUGGGCCCAGAGGGUGAUCAAACAGUAGCGAUGGCUCUGGCAGCACCGGACCGGUUUGUCCUGAAGCCCCAGCGAGAAGGAGGAGGUAAUAACAUCUAUGGCUCAGAGAUCUGCAAGAUCCUGGAGGGAAUGAAGGAGCCUUCUGAGAGGACGGCCUAUAUUCUGAUGGAUAAAAUCCAUCCCACCCCCUCAAAGAACUACCUGCUGAUGCGAGAUGCUCCCCUCCAGAUCUCUAACUGUCUCUGUGAACUGGGAGCGUUUGGAGCAUAUGUCAGACGAGGGGAAGACAUGGUGAUGAACGAGUGUGUGGGCCAUCUGCUGAGGACCAAGAGUUCGGAACACGCAGAUGGAGGCGUAGCAGUGGGAGUCGCUGUGCUGGACAAUCCUCUCCUCUUCUGAGAAGUUACUCUUUUCCUCGCUGGGCGCAUUCUAACUUUGUCCUCAAACAGCAUGAAAAGAAUGAGCAAAUAUGUCCCAGACAUAUAUAUAUAUAAAUGUAACAUAUAUAUAUAUAUAUAUAUAUAUAUGUUACAUUUAUAGCUAUAAACUGAUUUAUGAGGACCAAUUUACAGUUUUUACAUUAUGUCUGUCAAAACUGCAGGGCUGCUCUCAAAUACACUCUCAAGGGUUUAGGGAAGUUAUAAUACUUCGUGCUGGUAAGUGAUUUAAAAGCAUAAUUUUAAUAGAAUAUUCUCACUCCAGCAACACGUUAGAAUUCCAUAAUUUUGCAAUAAAUGCUGAUAUGGGGACAUUUAUGGGAUAAUGUUAACUGUUACUGUAUCACUUCACAGUAGAAACAUUGUAAAGUUGGACCAAAUCACCACCUUGUGGUACUCAAAUGUUACUACAACAUGUUCCAAUAUGUUGUGAACCAGUGUGGCCACCCCCUGUUAUUAAAAGGUGGUUAAAAAAGGUCUUACAACAUAGUUCAAUACAAUUUAACACAGCUGCAGCCUCCCACUGAUACAGUUCUAGUUUAGGAAAGCCCAUGUUAAAAGGAAUACUCUCAGGAUUACUAGUUUAAUAAAAAAUAAAUGAUAAAGUGUCCUUAA